Thrips palmi is the source of this 2149-nucleotide messenger RNA. Its product is annotated as facilitated trehalose transporter Tret1-2 homolog. Gene Ontology annotation, biological process: transmembrane transport. Bases 446 to 1978 code for a protein of 510 amino acids. Gene Ontology annotation, molecular function: transmembrane transporter activity. Lineage: Eukaryota; Metazoa; Arthropoda; Insecta; Thysanoptera; Thripidae. Gene Ontology annotation, cellular component: membrane. The transcript is spliced from 9 exons. The record is from RefSeq and is a predicted model, not a curated record.
GCCGCGGAGCCGCCAACUGCUCAGUCAGCGUGCGUGCCGCCAGGGCCGUGCCGCCGCACCGCCUCACCGCGUUCGUCCUGCGGGCUGCGGGUUCAAAUACCCGUCAAAGCCGGGCGGCGAAACACAAACGGACGCCGCUGCCACGCCACCACUGCAACAGACGUCAGCCACACGAAAGCCAAUCCAGCAGGCAGCAAGGCGAUGCGCCGACCGACGUGUGGGUAGACCGGUAGGCCUCGCCGCUCGCCGCCAGCACUGCCGCGGCCCGACGCCACGCCCGGACCGACCGCGCGGAGGAGAAGAUGGCCGUGCUCGCCCACACCCUGUCAGCCCUACCGGCCUGCUCGGCCUGCUAGCACGGCUAGCACACCGCGGCGCCUCCGUGCCACUUUGAGGGUGGCCGGUGCGGGUCCUCCCCAAGUGAUUCGCCACCGUUAAGGACACCAUGUCGUCGGCGAGGGACGCCAUGGCGGCGGAGAAGGCGGACUUCCCCCUCCUGGAGAGGGGCGAGGAGGUGACGGUGGUGCCCAUGGGCGUGCCCGUUGCCGGCGGCGCCAGGCCGCCCAGGACGGUGACGGUCGUGACCCCGUCCGCGCCGCCCAUGCACUGGCACCUCAUCUGGGCCGGGAUCGCAGGCAACCUGGCCGCGGUGUGCGGCGGCUUCGUGUACUCGUGGCCCUCGCCGACGCUGCCCAGGCUGAUGGACCCCAGCGCGCCGGCCGGCUUCGUCCUCACCCCCGAGGAGGCGUCCUGGGUCGUGAGCCUCACGCCCCUCGGCGGCGCCUUCGGCACCAUCCCGGGCGGGCUCUUCGCCGACAGGUUCGGCCGUCGACCUACCAUCAUCUGCAGCGCGGCCCUCAUGUUCGUGUGCUGGGUGAUGACGGGCUUGGCCUCCUCUGCGAUCUGCCUGUACGCCGCCAGGUUCAUCGGGGGCUUCGUCACCGGCGUGGUAUCGUGCAUCUUGCCGCUGUACCUCGGGGAAAUCGCCGUGGACCGCAUUCGCGCGGCCCUGGGCUGCGCCAUGCAGCUGUCGCUGACUCUGGGCUUCAUGCUGCCGUACGCGCUGGGCCCCUUCGUGUCCCCCACGGUGCUGGCCGUGGUGCUGGCCUCGUGCGUGGCGGUGUACGCCGCCACCUCGCUCAGCCUGCCCGAGUCCCCCUACCUGCUGCUGCUCAAGGGCGACACCGAGGCCGCCUCCGCCGCCCUGCAGUGGUUGCGGGGCCAGGACCGCGACCAGUGCUACAAGGAGCUGCGCCGCAUGGAGGAGGAGACGGAGGCAUGCCUGGCGCGCCGCUGCUCCGUGGCCAAGACGUUCGUCCGCGUGUUCGAGACCCGCGGCGGCCGGCGCGCCUUCUUCCUGGUGUGCGCGCUCAUGCUGUUCCAGCAACUCUCCGGCAUCAAUGCCGUGCUCUCGUACGCCGAGGACAUCUUCAACCGCGCCGCUGGCGGCGAGGCGAGCAUCUCCCCGGCCAUGAGCACCAUCAUCGUCGGCAUGGUGCUGGUGGUGGCCUCGGCCUCUACCGUUCCCCUCACGGCGGGCGUCAGCAUGAAGGCGCUCUUCAUCGUGUCCUCGCUGGGAGCGGCCUUGGCCCACGCGGUGCUGGGGUACUUCUUCCACCUCGUGGCCACCAAGCAGGACACGUCCUCGCUGAGCGCGCUGCCCGUCGCCAGCCUGGUCUUCUUCAUCGUCGUCUACUGCAUAGGCUUGGGGUCCGUGCCGUGGGCGCUGCUGGGCGAGGUGUUCGUGGCGGACGUGAAGGCGGCCUCGUCGUCGCUGUGCGCGUCCUUCUACUGGGCCGUGGGCUUCCUGGUGACGCUCUUCUUCCGAUCCCUCAUGGGGACCGUGGGCCCCGACUUCACCUUCUGGGGGCUGGCGGCGUGCUGCGUGCUGGCCGCCGCCUUCGCCCUCGCCCUCAUGCCCAACACCAAGGGCAAGUCCCUGCAGGAGAUCCAGGACAUCCUGAACGGCAGGGACUGACCGAGCCGAGUGCGCCGCCCCGCGCCGCCACAACAGACGUUGUGUCAACAACAAUGACUUUUACCCCACGUGCCUGCCUGUUGCGGCCUGAUGCCUGCACCAAACGUGUGCUUUUCACUUUUUGUACCUUUUUAUUUUCGACAAAACAAAUAUACUUGAUCUGUGACUGUA